UGUCGAAACAUUCUCAUCCUGAUCAACGAGAAACGACAAUGGCAGUUAAGGCAGUCUUCAUUUGCGUUACCGUCCUUUUGGUCCAGAUGAUAUCUGGCCGAUGCAUUUCAUGUGCAUCAGGACCCCUCUCCCGCUCCCCAAUCGCUGCUCCCUGUGGAGCAGCUCCUUGGGGCGCUCCUGAAGCCCAGCUGGCGCCACGUUUCGGGAUGGGAAUAAACAAUUUCGCUGCCUCCCGUGGUGGAGUUUUGGAAGUGUAUUCUUCAUCUCCAAUUCCUGUUACCGGUGUUUCUGUUUACUCGGAAAACGCAAUCGAAGGAAGACUUGCUGUGAUUGGUGAACUGCCCUUCUUGGGAACCGUGGCAGUGGAUGGAGCAUUGCCAACUUACGGCUCUGGAGCUGUUAAUUAUGAUAGUGGAAAUGGAAAUGUUGCUAUCACUCGAGAAGCGUGUUGAUUUAUUAGAUGAUUUAUUAUUAUAUUGACUCGGCUCUGC
Molecule: messenger RNA, 491 nt
Organism: Pieris brassicae (large cabbage white)
Lineage: Eukaryota; Metazoa; Arthropoda; Insecta; Lepidoptera; Pieridae
Product: chorion class CB protein M5H4-like
Exons: 2
Coding region: 39-452 (137 amino acids)
Biological process (GO): chorion-containing eggshell formation; multicellular organism development
Cellular component (GO): egg chorion
Molecular function (GO): structural constituent of egg chorion
Source: RefSeq, a predicted model, not a curated record